ACCUUUCCCAGAAGACCUUGCUCGCUGCAGGCUGAUAAUUGGAAAAGAAAAGGGCGAAGAACCACGCACGCCGUACACCGAAACGCGGGGGAUCGGGACGGGUUGUUUGUGCUUGCUACGGAGGGAGGAAAAAGGGAAGAGGAAACCCGAAGGCCUGUCAAGGGAAAUAUCUGACGGGGGGAAGAGAGAGAGCAAACCAGGGCGCGGAGAGGGUCCGACGCCUGCUUUGGCCGCAAACUUUGCUAUGGAUGUAAACUGAAGGUUUGACCGAAACGUGCAACAGGCCAUCAUCUUUGGAGGCUUUAAAACAGAGAAAGGUUGCCAGCUCUGUCUUAAGAGGCCGACUCUGCUGUUGGACAGAUCGAAGGCAAGGCGAAGGGGAAGAAGCAGUGUUGAACAAGUAUCCAUGUUUUCCCUGCAGAGUGCCCGUGCCCGCCAGUGGCCAAGCUGAGGUUCCCCCACCCAGCAAUGGACCCGGACCCAUACGCAAGCAUGCAGGUCGGCAUGCGAGUGGUCCGCGGGGCCGACUGGAGGUGGGGAAACCAGGACAAUGGCGAGGGCAACGUUGGGACGGUGGUGGAGAUCGGCCGGCAGGGCAGCCCAGCGACACCGGAUAAAACCGUGGUGGUCCAGUGGGAUCACGGGACUCGCACCAAUUACCGGACUGGCUUCCAGGGAGCAUAUGAUCUUCUGCUAUAUGAUAAUGCACAAAUAGGUGUCCGUCACCCUAACAUCAUCUGCAAUGCUUGCAAGAAGCAUGGCAUUCGUGGAAUGCGGUGGAAGUGCAAAAUCUGUUUCGAUUACGACUUGUGCCUGCACUGCUACAUGAGCAACAAGCAUGAUCUUUCUCACGUGUUUGAGUGCUACGAAACCGCCCACUCGCAGCCAGUCACCGUAAGCCCACGGCAGAACUUACAACGCAUCACUUUAAAGGGGAUUUUUCAGGAUGCAAAAGUAGUCCGGGGGCCCGACUGGGAAUGGGGAAACCAAGAUGGUGGUGACGGCAAAAUUGGGCGCGUGGUUGAUAUCCGUGGCUGGGAUGUGGAGACGGGGCGGAGCGUGGCCAGUGUCACCUGGGCCGAUGGUACCACAAACGUCUACAGAGUCGGUCACAAAGGGAAAGUGGACCUAAAAUGUAUCACGGAAGCUUCUGGCGGGUUUUAUUACAAGGAGCAUCUUCCUAAAUUAGGCAAGCCGGCUGAGUUGCAGAAAAAGGAGAGCACGGAGGGGCACCCGUUCCAACACGGGGACAAGGUGAAAUGCCUCCUCGACAUCGACAUCUUGCGAGAGAUGCAGGAAGGCCACGGAGGCUGGAAUCCCAAAAUGGCCCAGUUCAUUGGCCAGACAGGAACAGUGCAUAGGAUCACGGACCGAGGAGAUGUGAGAGUCCAGUUCAACAAUGAUACUCGUUGGACGUUUCAUCCUGGAGCUCUAACCAAGCUGAACACGUUCUGGGUUGACGAUGUCGUGCGGGUGAUCGAUGACAUGGAAACGGUGAAGCAGCUGCAAGCUGGUCAUGGGGAAUGGACGGACGAGAUGACGGCGAUCCUAGGCCACAUUGGUAAGGUGAUCAAAAUCUUUGGGAACGGAGAUUUGCGAGUGUCCUUCACCGGCCAGUCCUGGACCUUCAACCCAGCAUGCCUCACAGCCUACCAGAGAGAGGAAGAUGUCAACCUUAUGACCACACAGGACACCAGGGAGUCAAAAAGUUCCUUGGUUUCUGUGGUGGGACGGUUACUUUCCCAAAAAAUUGAGGCCGACAGUCCAGGCUGCCUGGUGGUUGAGGCAGCCCAUGGAAACACCAGCAAGGUUCGGGACUUGAUUCAGAAAUACCCCGACAAGGUGGAUGUGCAGAACCAGGGCAGGACUGCUUUGCAGGUGGCUUCUUACGUGGGGCAGGUGGAAGUGGUGAAGCUUUUGCUGCAAGCUCAUACAAAUAUUAACCUGCGGGAUGAAGAAGGUGACACAGCCCUUCAUUAUGCAGCAUUUGGGAAUCAAGCAGACGUCACCCGGGUGCUUGUCAGCAAAGGGGCCAACGCGGAUCUUUUGAACAACGCCAGGUGCACGGCCCUGUACAUCGCCGUCAACCAUGGCUUCACGGAGGUCGUAAAAGCCUUGUGCGAGCACAACUGUGACGUGAAUUUGCCAGGCUCCUCCGGUGACACCCCCCUUCAUUACGCCAUCACUGCUGACUUUAAAUGCAUCAUCGAAGCACUCACCGAGGUGCCUGGCAUUGAUUUUACUGUUCAGAACCAACAAGGAUUCAACCUGUUGCACCACGCAGCCCUGAAGGGAAGCAAGCUAGCGAUCAAGAAGAUCCUCGCAAGGGCUCGGCAGUUGGUGGAUGCCAAAAAGGACGAUGGAUUCACUGCUCUACAUCUCGCUGCCCUCAACAAUCACAAGGAGGUAGCAGAAAUUUUAAUCAAAGAGGGCCGCUGCGACGUCAACCUCAAGAACAACCGCAACCAAACGCCCCUGCACUUAGCUGUCACCCAGGGUCACGUGGAGAUGGUCCAGCUGCUGGUGAGCGAAGGCGCCGAUGUGAAUUCGGAAGACGAGGAUGGCGACACGGCCAUGCAUAUCAUUUUGGAGAGGGAACACCUGGUGUCUGUCAUGGUCGAGGACCAGCCAGAUCAGGAAAACAGCCUCUUCUCAAAGCUUCAAGCCUCCGGUUUCCUUGGCAAUGCCAAACUGAAUGUGGGAGCUGCCCUGGCGUGCUACCUGGCCCAGGAAGGGGCCGAUGUCAACUAUGCCAACCACCGGGGCAAGUCUCCGCUUGACCUCGUCUUGGAUGGAAGCAUUGCCCAUCUAAUCCAGAACUUCUCCCAAAAAUACAGAGAACAGCAGGAUUCUGUAGAGAGCUCUACCAUGACAAGCAGCCUGAGACGAGUCCACACAACCCCCAACACCAUGACAAACCUCAGCGUGGCAAAAGUGGCUGCCCCUUCAGAGUGCUUGGUCUGCUCGGAAUUGGCGCUCCUGGUCCUCUUCUUCCCUUGUCAACACAGCAUUGUGUGUGAAGAAUGUUCCAGAAGAAUGAAGAAAUGCAUCAAAUGCCAAGUAACAAUUACCAAGAAGUUAAAGCAAGACAACUCCGAAGUCGACGGUGGCUCCGGCCCCGAGGCCACCAACCAGCAGAAGCUCAUGGAGGAUUUGCAAAGCCGCUUCCGGCAGAUGGAAGAGCGGAUCACGUGCCCCAUCUGCAUCGACAAGCAGAUCAAACUGAUCUUCCAGUGCGGGCACGGGUCGUGCCAGGAGUGCGGGGUGGCCCUGAACGUGUGCGCCAUCUGCCGACAGACCAUCCGCGAGAGGAUCCAGAUCUUCGUCUGAGGACCGGCUCCGGCUUCGCCCCUGCACCACCCGCCUCAAUCUUGUCUCGGCUGGGAGCAUUUGGAGCGGGCCGGAGAGGAGAUCCCAACUACGAAGACCUGGGCUGGGUGGGAUGGAACGCUAGCUUUCCUUCACAGCCUUCUCCGGCUUCAAAAAGAGGAGAAAUCUUCCCAAAAGAGCAUGCUUCCUUCCGUCCUGUGGAAAAGCAGUACUUCUGCACUUUAAAGGCGGGGUGUGAAUCUGGCUUUGCCCUUCCAGCACGAGGGCCCAGCCAAAGGCGGAGUGGGUGCGCAACCAACCCAGCGGUUGGGCAGGCAAGGGAAACUGGGUUGCCCAGGGCCCGCAACGCCCUGACAGUGAGCGGGGCAUGCGUGCACAGGUGUGUGUGUGUGUGUGUGUGUGUGUGUGUGUGUGAGUGAGAGAGAAUGCGUGUGUCCUUCAACACGAAGUCGUGAAUGUUUGCUGGCAAAAAAUACAACACGUCUGCACAAGCCUUUUUCUAUGGGGUGGU
Molecule: messenger RNA, 3841 nt
Organism: Python bivittatus (Burmese python)
Lineage: Eukaryota; Metazoa; Chordata; Lepidosauria; Squamata; Pythonidae
Gene: MIB2
Product: MIB E3 ubiquitin protein ligase 2
Biological process (GO): protein ubiquitination
Cellular component (GO): cytoplasm
Molecular function (GO): zinc ion binding; protein binding; ubiquitin-protein transferase activity
Source: RefSeq, a predicted model, not a curated record